Lodderomyces theae is the source of this 3798-nucleotide messenger RNA. RefSeq names its product mismatch repair ATPase (gene MSH6). Gene Ontology annotation, biological process: mismatch repair. Gene Ontology annotation, molecular function: mismatched DNA binding; ATP binding; ATP-dependent DNA damage sensor activity. Bases 1 to 3798 code for a protein of 1265 amino acids. The transcript has a single exon. Lineage: Eukaryota; Fungi; Ascomycota; Pichiomycetes; Serinales; Debaryomycetaceae. The record is from RefSeq and is a predicted model, not a curated record. Gene Ontology annotation, cellular component: MutSalpha complex; nucleus.
AUGGGUACUAGUAAUACUACUACUGCUGCUGCAACACCAAAGAGAAGAGGUGGAGAUAUAACCAAGAGCAAUGGUACUAACUCCUCCUCAAAGAAAAAGCAAGCGUCUUUGAUGUCCUUCUUCAAACCCAUGGCAGUCAAAAAUGAAAACACCAACAAGAGUGUAGCCAAUGUGUCAUCUAAACUGCCAUCACAACAACAAAACCAUGUAUCUUCUUCAUCCCCCUUGAAGUUUAAAACAAUGGUUAAACAAGAAUUGACAAGUGAUGAUAAAGAAAAUAACGAUACACUAAUGAAUUAUGACGAGGAGGAGGACGAAUUUAGAGACUUGUCAUUUUCGUCAAGUUUAACGUCGCCCCCCGAUGCCAACUCAGUCAAACAGGAGUCUGAACAAACGCUGAAAACAGCAAAACAAAACAAGUUGGAGCACAAUAGAGUUGCUGCUCUCAACUCUAGUCCCAUUAAUUCCAAUCGCCAGGCAAGAAAAAAGGUCAAUUAUGCCGAGUCUGAUUCUGACGAAGAUGAAGAUGACGUUGUUCAAUCAUCUCGUAAAAAAAGAAAAGUUGUUCAAGAUCAAAGUGACGACGAGGAGGAUGAUUUUCAGCCAGUUAUGUCUGAUGGAGAUGACGAUGACGAUAUGAGUGAUUUUGUAGUCGACGACGACGACAACGAUGAUGAUGAAGUUGAGGAGGAGGAUGCUGCUGUUGUUCUGGAAGAGGAAGAGGAUGACGAUAUCCCUAAGCCCAAAAAAACCAGUCGGUCCACUCUCAAACCAAAGUCUACUGCAUCCAACACAACUUCCGAUGUCAACACAUCAUUUAAUUCGAGUGUUUCAUCAACCAAUGACUUGACCGAUAAAUUCACUGCAUCUUCAUCAUAUGACGCGUCAGGGUACCAAACAAAACAGUUUCUGUCUAAACCAUUACCAACAACCAAAAAGAAUUUUGCUAAAGAAAAUGAGGAAAGGUACCAAUGGCUUGUCAAUAUCAAAGAUGCUGAAAAGAGAACUCCCGAUGAUCCCAACUACGACCCAAGAACGCUUUAUAUCCCACAAUCUGCAUGGUCAAAGUUUACUGCUUUUGAAAAACAGUAUUGGGAAAUCAAGUCGAAAAUGUGGAACACUAUUGUGUUUUUCAAAAAGGGAAAAUUCUACGAGCUUUACGAGAAUGACGCUAUAAUUGCAAACACCCAAUUUGAUCUCAAAAUAGCUGGUGGUGGAAGAGCAAAUAUGAAGUUGGCGGGUAUUCCAGAGAUGUCUUUUGAGCAUUGGGCAAAAGAGUUUAUUAGUCAUGGUUACAAAGUAGCUAAAGUAGAUCAAAAAGAAUCCAUGUUGGCCAAGGAAAUGAGAGGCGGUGGAUCCAAAGAGGAAAAAAUUAUCAAGAGAGAAUUGACUGGUGUUUUGACGGGAGGUACUUUGACGAAUUUGGAUAUGAUCACUGAUGAUAUGUCCACUUAUUGUCUCAGUAUUAAAGAGGAUACUGCCGAAGAUGGGUCUAAAAUUUUUGGUGUUGCAUUCGUUGACACGGCAACAUCUGAAUUGAAUCUUAUUGAGUUACAUGAUGACGCCGAGUGUACCAAGCUUGACACAUUAAUCACUCAAGUCAAACCAAAAGAAGUCAUUUGUGAAAAGGGAAAUCUUUGCAAUAUUGCUACGCAAAUCUUGAAAUUUUGUGCCCAUUCAAAUAAUCAGAUUUGGAAUAGCUUGAAUCCAAUCACAGAGUUUUGGGACUACGAUAUUGCUAUUGAGCAGUUGGUUAGAUCAAAGUAUUAUGAAGCUAAGGAUCUAGAUGAUUUUUCAAAUUACCCACCAAUUCUCAUUGAUUUUAAACAGAACCAUUUUGUUGCAUUCAACGCAUUUGGUGGAUUAUUGUCCUAUUUGAAAACGCUAAAAUUGGAUGAGAGUAUAAUGAGUUUGGGUAACAUCAAACAGUACAAAAUUUCCGAAAAUGAAACAUCACACAUGAUUCUUGAUGGUAUUACCUUGAGUAAUUUGGAAAUACUCAACAACAACUACGAUGGUGGUGAUCAAGGUACAUUGCUCAAAUUGGUGAAUCGAGCAACCACUUCUUUCGGUAAAAGGCAUUUGAAGAAAUGGAUCUUGCACCCAUUGAUGCGUAUUGAUGAAAUCAACCUGAGGUAUGAUUCAAUUGAUUAUUUAAUGGGCGAUGGGUCAGAAUUGAGAUCCAUCUUGCAGGAUUGUUUGACACUCUUGCCCGAUUUGGAACGUUUAAUAGCUCGUGUACAUGGUGGAACACUUCGAUUUAGGGAUUUCCUCAAGGUUGUUGAAAGUUUUGAAAGUAUUGCUAGGUUUGCCAAACAAAUGUUGGAAUUUGCCCAUGCAGAAUCCGGGAUGUUGUACAAGUACUUGCAGUCAUUCCCCAAUGACAUGGUUGAGCAAAUUUCCGAAUGGGAGGAUGCGUUUGACAGACAACAAGCGUUGAAUGAUAUUAUAAUACCUGCAAAAGGAGUCGAUGCCGAGUUUGACCAAUCACAAGCUGUCAUUGACGAUUUGGAGAACCAAUUAAAUGAUCUAUUGAAGGUGUACAAGAAAGAAUUCAAGUCACACGAGAUAUUUUAUCGUGAUUCAGGGAAAGAGAUUUAUCUCAUUGAACUUCCUGUGAAAUUAGUUAAACACGUGCCUUCAAAUUGGCAAACUAUGGGUGCAACAUCAAAAGUUAAACGAUUCUGGUCUCCAGAAGUGAAGCAGCUCGCAAGGAAAUUGAUGGAGCAACGCGAGUUACACAAGAUGGUUUGUGAUACAUUGAGAACUAGAAUGUAUGCGAAAUUUGAUGCCCAUUACCCCACUUGGAUGAAAGUUAUCAACUGCAUAGCCAACAUUGAUUGUAUACUUGCCUUGACUAAGGUCUCAGAAUCAAUAGGCUACCCAUCAUGUCGUCCACAAUUUGUACAAAGUGAUCAUGGAGUGCUUGAUUUCAAAGAAUUGAGACAUCCUUGCUUUGUGGGAACAAGAGAUUUCAUCCCCAACGAUAUCCAUUUGGGUGGUGAAGAACCAAAUUUUGGUUUAUUAACGGGGGCCAACGCUGCUGGUAAAUCGACAAUCAUGAGGACCACGGCAUUGGCAGUGAUACUAAGUCAAAUUGGAUGUUAUAUCCCGGCCCUGCUGGCAAGAUUAACCCCAGUAGAUCGGAUAAUGACGAGAUUGGGUGCCAAUGACAACAUCAUGCAAGGCAAGUCGACAUUUUUCGUUGAACUUUCCGAAACCAAAAAGAUAUUGAGUAAUGCUACACCAAAGUCGUUGGUGAUUUUGGAUGAAUUGGGAAGAGGUGGUUCUAGCGGUGACGGAUUUGCCAUUGCUGAGUCGGUGUUACAUCAUUUGGCUACCCAUUUACAACCAAUGGGGUUUUUUGCCACCCAUUAUAAUACAUUGGGUGUAUCUUUCAAACUGCAUCCACAAGUCAAGCCCAUGAGGAUGGCAAUUAUUGUUGAUCAAGAGUCAAGAGAUAUUACAUUUUUGUACAAGUUGGAGAAUGGAACGGCUCCGGGUUCGUUUGGAAUGAAUGUGGCGUUGAUGUGUGGUAUUCCUCGUGAAAUUGUUGAUAAUGCUGAAGUCGCGGCAAAGAAUUAUGAGCAAGUGUCGAGUUUGAAGCGGACUUUUGUUGAAGGGGCUGAAUUGGAGCAGAAAGAGGAUGAUGUCGGUAUGAGUUUAGGUUUGCAAAGUGAUUGCGUGUGGUAUGGUACUGAUAGAAUUGGGUUGUUGAAGCAGGACAUUAUGAAUUACGAAGCUUGUGUUCAAGAAAGGGCUCUUGAAAAUGUCUACACAAUGAUUGAUUCGUUGUAG